GGAGAGCUAGAGGAUUUUGGAGGAGAGAGAGGAUGGUGUCACAAUACUUUAUCAUCGUUCCGACCCUCGCUGUCCUCCUUACUCAGCUCACAUUGAGCCGCCUCUCGGACUCGCUGCUCGCCCUCUCUGACGCAGGCCAUACCCUCUACCUUCUCAUUAGUUUCUGUCCCCCUUUUAUUCUUUCUCACUCCUCCAAGUUACCCCACUAUGCUCGUAUCCGCCUUCCUACUCUCUUCUCCAUACUCGCCCCCUUGUUUCUCUCCUCCCUUGGCCUUUCCCUCGCUCUAAUGUCACUGGAACGCAUUGUACGUCCUCACUCCCCUCAACGUCCAGUUCUAAUACUAGUAGCGGGAGCGGUAGGCCUGCUCUUUAAUACCAUAUACAUAGUCACAGCAAAUGUGUGGAAAGGAUCAGGUUUCUACAUAGGAAGAAUACAGACACAACAAUCAAGAUGGACGCCAGUCAUGCUCCUGCUGGUCUCAUUAACUCCCUCAUGUUUUCUCCUGGUCAGCGGCCUUUCCUUCUAUCUGUUCAGUCACCCCGUAUUGCACUACAUGGAUGCGGCUCUCUGCCUAGCUUCUAUAAUAAUCAUGGUGAUUUCUGUAUAUUCAAGCAUAAUUCAAAAUGGCUCCAUUUUGCUCCAGUCUGUGCCACCCUCCGUUGACCUAGCAGGCCUCAGACGGGACUUAGACAUUCUUUUCGGUCCUAAAGGUCACCACGAAUUACAUGUGUGGGCUCUCGCUCAAGGUCACACCGUGGCCACACUCCAUCUGUCCUGCACAGAGCCUGAAGCAUACCAGGAGUACUUAAAACAGGCUACAACCCUUUUUGGACGCCACAGUGUUCAGGAGGUGACAAUACAACCAGAGUUUGAAGUCCCUGGUCCGUGCAGUAUGUCUUGUGGUCCAUCGUGCGCGAGUCAUUUCUGCUGUGUAACGUGGGAGCAAGAACCCAAGGGGCUAGUCUUGGCAAAUAUCUGUGCGUAAGGGUGGACAAGCUGCCUAUAUCUUGUUAAUCUGCAUUAUUAUGGAUUAACCAUGUUUGAGCAAUUUACUAUUACACCAUAACUUUUGAAGUAUAAAAGAGAGCGCACAGAUGGGUUCAUCAACUGAAAUGGAUUGAUGCAUCAGUUUCUGUUAUUUUAUACUGUCUAAUAAAAUCUAGAAAUGUU
Molecule: messenger RNA, 1171 nt
Organism: Pelobates fuscus (common spadefoot toad)
Lineage: Eukaryota; Metazoa; Chordata; Amphibia; Anura; Pelobatidae
Exons: 3
Coding region: 33-986 (317 amino acids)
Biological process (GO): intracellular zinc ion homeostasis; detoxification of zinc ion; zinc ion transmembrane transport
Cellular component (GO): membrane
Molecular function (GO): zinc ion transmembrane transporter activity
Source: RefSeq, a predicted model, not a curated record